Molecule: messenger RNA, 1869 nt
Organism: Amorphotheca resinae ATCC 22711
Lineage: Eukaryota; Fungi; Ascomycota; Leotiomycetes; Helotiales; Amorphothecaceae
Exons: 6
Coding region: 1-1869 (622 amino acids)
Biological process (GO): reductive iron assimilation; cellular response to iron ion starvation
Cellular component (GO): high-affinity iron permease complex
Molecular function (GO): copper ion binding; ferroxidase activity
Source: RefSeq, a predicted model, not a curated record
AUGGCAAUAUCAUUGUUGUCCUUCUCUCCACUAUCGCUGCUGCUGCUGCUGCUUCUUGCUUUCGCCGGCAUCUCAGAAGCUGCUGUUGUGACCUAUGAUUUCAACAUCACUUGGGUCAGAGCCAAUCCUGAUGGCUUGUUCGAGAGACCAACCAUUGGGAUCAACGGGAAAUGGCCCUUGCCCGUGAUGACGGGGACGGUUGGCGACCAGGUCAUCGUCAAUGUCGACAAUCAACUGGGGAACCAGUCCACCACUCUCCAUUUCCACGGUCUGUUCAUGAAUGGCUCGACCGAGAUGGACGGCCCGGUUCAGGUGUCUCAGUGUGGGAUCCCCCCCGGCUCUCAAUUCACCUACAAAUUCAAUCUCACUCAAGCAGGCACUUACUGGUAUCACUCCCACGACAAAGGGCAGUACCCAGAUGGUCUGAGAGCGCCAUUCAUCAUCAGUGAUCCUGAUUUUCCAUAUGAAUAUGACGAGCAAUUCGUCCUAUCCGUCUCUGACUGGUAUCACGAGGAGAUGCAGGUUGUGAUCCCAAAAUUCAUCAACAAGGCAAACCCCACAGGCGCUGAGCCUGUCCCUCAAUCAGUGCUGUUCAAUGAUACGCAGAAUCUGACGGUGCCUAUCCAACCCGGAAAGACAUACCUAUUCCAGGUUGUCAACAUCGGUGCUUUUGCCGGCCAAUAUAUUUGGUUUGAGGGCCAUAACAUGACCAUAGUUGAGGUCGAUGGCGUCUACACUGAAAAGGCGGAGGCAGAGAUGAUAUACGUCGCUGCUGCCCAACGCUGUAGCUUUCUGAUCACGACUAAGAAUGAAACGACAGCCAACUAUGCCUUCGUUUCGAGCAUGGAUACUGAUCUGUUUGAUAAGAUUCCUCCUGGCCUGAAUUGGAACGUCACCGGGUGGCUGGUCUACGACGAUAAGAAGCCGCUACCAGCUCCAGCACUCAUCGAUGAAUAUAAUGACUUCGAUGACUUCACCCUCGUAGCAUAUGAUAAGAUGCCUCUGCUCCCAGAACCCGACAGAGUGGUCACUCUCGAUGUGGUCAUGGGUGUGCUUGGGAAUGGCAAGCCAUACGCCUUCUUCCAGAACAUAACCUAUGUUCCCCCUAAGGUUCCAACAUUGUAUACUGUGAUGACUACUGGAGAGGACGCCGCGAAUCCUCUUGUCUAUGGGGAAUUCUCCCAUUCCUUUGUUCUCGAAAAGGAUCAAACCAUAGACAUUGUUGUGAACAAUAAUGACACCGGAAAGCAUCCAUUUCAUCUUCACGGCCACAAUUUCCAGGCUAUCGCACGAUCUGCUGAAAAUGCCGGUAACUUCGUGUCAACGAAUACCUCUCAGACAAACUUCCCAGAAAUCCCAAUGCGGAGAGACACCUUCGUCUUAUAUCCCCAGGGCUACAUUGUCCUACGAUUUAAGGCUGAUAAUCCGGGUGUCUGGCUUUUCCACUGCCACAUCGAGUGGCACGUAGAUCAGGGUCUGAUUGCCACCAUGGUUGAGGCGCCUUUGGAGAUCCAGAAGAUGGUGACCCUCCCUCAAGAUCAUAUCGAUGCUUGCGUAGCUGGAAACACCCCGUAUGCCGGCAAUGCUGCCGCGAACACCGUUAACCACUUAGACCUGAGGGGUGCCACCGUGGCCCCGAAACCAUUGCCCGGUGGUUUCACAGCUCGUGGUAUCGUCGCACUUACCUUCAGCUGUAUUUCCGCAAUUCUUGGUAUGGCUGUUAUCGUGUGGUACGGCAUGGUAGAUAUGGGAGAAGCGAGCAAGCAGUCCGAGAUACGCCGCAUUGCAAAGAUGAAUCGCGAGGAGGCAGCGGCAGCAGCAGCGGCAGCGGCAGCGACGGAGAUUAACGAGACGGGAAAAACAGAUUAG